This is a messenger RNA of Scutellospora calospora, 193 nucleotides long. NCBI's taxonomy places the organism in Eukaryota, Fungi, Glomeromycota, Glomeromycetes, Diversisporales, Gigasporaceae. The record is from the annotation of a GenBank genome assembly.
ACAACGGUGCGUUCGUUUACCGUCACAUAUUUAUGGAUGAGUUUGAAAAGGAAUUUAAUGUGAAGCCAAUACAAUUUCCUAUAAUUGAUCCAGAUAUAGCAAAUUUACUUGCAAAACAUAAUCUUAGAUCCAAAUUAUUAAAUUAUACUGAUGUAUUACGUAUGAGUGCUGCACUGAUCGAUGAUACAUUAGC